Microsporum canis CBS 113480 is the source of this 405-nucleotide messenger RNA. RefSeq lists its product as hypothetical. Gene Ontology annotation, cellular component: Golgi membrane. Lineage: Eukaryota; Fungi; Ascomycota; Eurotiomycetes; Onygenales; Arthrodermataceae. Gene Ontology annotation, biological process: vesicle-mediated transport. The transcript is spliced from 5 exons. Bases 1 to 405 code for a protein of 134 amino acids. The record is from RefSeq and is a predicted model, not a curated record.
AUGGAUCUCUCUAAUGCAUUCCGUUUGGUCAACUUGGGGGUGGGUGUUAUUAUGAUCUUGGGCGGAAUCAGUCAAUUCUUCUCCUUAUCAUUCCGAAAUAUCAUCAUCGGCGUCUAUGUCAUCCUCUUCGGUUUAGCUACUGCUGGUAUGGAACUGAUACCAAAUGUUCCACCAUACUUGACCAGACAUGCCUCGUUCAUGUUCUCCUUCAUCGGACGAGGAAUUUUUUACGUGUUUGUCGGCUGUAUCAUCCUCGAGCACAGUGUGUUGCGCAUCAUUGCUGGAUCGCUUAUCGGAGUCGUUGGACUGGGCUACUGUGUGCUCGAGUACAUCCCAUCGAUAGAGCCACCUGCCAACAUGCGAGAGGAUGCCGGCGACCCAGGCUGGGGCGCUGAGCAGGUCUAA